CCCCCCCCCCCCCCUCUUCAGCUUGAUCAUCAACCCCAUUAAGAAUGUCUGGGACUGGAUCGGGGAUGGAUCUCCCAUGCACAGCAGUCACUAACCACCUUGGCUGAACUACGGGUCCAAGAUGAAAGAUCUUGGAAUAUCAUACCACAGGAGGAUUCACAGCAUCUGUAUGACCGUUACCAUGCCAGGGUGGCAGCCUGUAUCGCAGCAAGGGAAGAUGCCACCCAAUAUUAUUAUGACCCUGCCUCAACAUGUACCCUGCUACAGAACCCAAAAUAAAGGGUGCACCACCUUGCUUGUGUGAUCAUUGACCAAGCACCACUAGCAGUUUAUACUCUCGUCAGUCUCAACUCAAUCUCAUGAAGUUUUCCAGGGGUUCUUUUUCCAUUUUCUGGUACAGUAAUACUAGUUUAUGAUGGAACUCAAAUGUCCCUCUGUCACAAGAGGAGCCACCAGUAUGUUGAGUGGGAGGUGGGAUCCUGUUGCAAAGAGGCCUUAAAGUGUGCCUCAGCUUAUAGCACCGAUAUAUGGGGUACAAAACACUUACAAUCAAAUGAGAAACUGCAUUUUCUUAAAACCAUUUAUUUUGCCCCUUUUAGUACUCAUUUUUCCAACCGUUUUCCGGACAUAUUUCAUGUCUUCUGCACUGUUUCUGUUUCUAGAAAUCUCAACCUUUCACUCCACAAAAAAACCCUGUUUGUGUCGGUCUCUUUCCUUCUUUUUCCUCCCUGAGUCUCUUUCCCUCCCCCUCUUCCUGUAACACAAAUCUGGAUCAUUUGCAACUUCACUUCAGACAUCCAUGCAAACAUCAGGAGAUACUCAGGAAGAAGCUUCACUUUCCGCAUCUCCGGCCUCUCCGCUUCAGUUUAUUAGAUUUACUGCAUUUUCUAACAUCUAACUUUACAAUUAUUAACCCCUCUAGUCCCAGUAUCACAUACAACAUCUUAAUAACCCUACCUGCUUCUUCCUAACAAUCCAAAUUCUGUUACUUACUGUGUAGAUUUAACAUCCUCUCCAGCUUUUCUCCACAACCAUCCACAUUACUAAGUGCCCAUCCCUUCUCACUCCAUCUACCAAGUAAGCUUCUUCUCGACUUCUCUGGAUUUCAUUCUCUCCAUCACUCUCAUCUUUCUAUACUUUUGCUGUGGCCCCUGCCUGGGGAUGAGUGAACAGGAAGGUGAAGACAGCUCCAGCAGCUUUUCUCUGGAUAAAGAAUUUCUCAACUCGCUGAAAGGACGUAUUCUACUGGCAGAGCUGGUCCUCUGCUUUGUGAUAUUUAUCUGUUUUGCAGCCUCUAUAUCUUCCUAUUUGGCAGCCCCCCUGAUUGAGCUUAUAAUCACUCUCAUGUUCCUCAUCCUUUUCUCAAGUCACUACCAUCUGCGUGUCACUGCUCUCAACUGGCCCUGCAUGGAUUUCAUGCGCUGUGUCUCAGCCGCAGUCAUUUUUGUGGUGGUCUCAAUUGUAGCUGCUGCACGGAGUUCAGGAGAUGGAGGAGCAAUUACAGCAGCUCUCUUUGGAUUCCUACUGGUAGGAGUAUUCUGUUAUGAUGCUUAUAUGAUUUACAAGAUAGAAAUGACAGAUCGGACAGCUGAGACCGGAGAUGGUGCUGCUAAUCCAUAAUGACCACCCAAGGACUGAAAACUGACACAUGGGAUUAAAACAGAGACAUUCUGACAUCAUAAGGUUAAAAUCCUCAUUAUAAUCUAUUCAAUACUCAUUUCACCUUCAACUUGUUCUGCAUUCUCGGUAUUUCUCAACAAACCUGUCCUGAGCCAACACAUCAAAGUUCAUAUAGGAGACAUAAAUGUGAAGAUUGUACUACAUCUGUGCCUAUUAAAUGUGUGUUUAUUCUA
Bufo gargarizans (Asiatic toad) is the source of this 1853-nucleotide messenger RNA. RefSeq names its product CKLF like MARVEL transmembrane domain containing 5 (gene CMTM5). The coding region runs from base 1162 to 1620 and encodes 152 amino acids. The transcript is spliced from 5 exons. Gene Ontology annotation, cellular component: membrane. Lineage: Eukaryota; Metazoa; Chordata; Amphibia; Anura; Bufonidae. The record is from RefSeq and is a predicted model, not a curated record.